CAUUCUAAAAGAGCACAGAAUCAGCUGAAGGUUCGGCGGUGAUUCCCACACUCAUCUCUCUGAUGGUGAUGGUGGUCAGUUUGUAAUCACCAUCGCACAAGAUGAGACAUUUUGAAAGAGUUGUUGCGAUUUGUUGCGUUCUCUGGCUUGGAUGCGUGAGUUCGCAGGAAUUUUCCAUUCCCAAAGUAAAGUUUGAGUAUUUGAAACCACGCGGAUUUCGGGCCAGCAUUCCAGAUGUUCCCGGUAUUAAGUUGUUCGCGUUCCAUUCUCGGAUCAACAAACCGUUCAAGCAGUUUGAGGAAGGAGACUUUGCUGAAGAUGUUUUGGAACCGAACGCCGAUGGUAACUGGGUUUACGAAACCACCAAAGCCAACGUCCCAGAGGGACAAUCCAUCCACUACUGGGUUUACGUUCAGCACGAUGAUCGCCCGUACUAUGUUACAAACUUAAAAGAGCUCAUAAGAAAGAAUCCCGUCACAACCACAACGACGACGACGACGACAACGAAAACUCAAAAGCCGAAGCCAGUGACUACGACAAAAACGCCGAAAGAAGGAAAAACGAAUGGUAAAAGCACUAGUACUACGACUACGACCCUCCCACCGUGUGAACCUACGGUGACCACCGUGAAUGGAGGACGAUCAACCUGCGCCGGGAAGCUGAUCUUCGAGGAUACUUUCCAAUCGCUGGAUUUGAACAGGUGGCAGCGUGAGGUGCGCAUUCCGCUGGAUACGGAGUCGGCGGAAUUUGUGUCCUACCAGGCCACGCCGGACAACAGCUACGUGGCCGGAGGUCACCUGUUCAUCGUGCCAACUCUGCUCAACCUGGAUCCGGACUUUAGCGACGAGCGCAUCCGCACCGGUGAACUAAUCCUGGCCGGCUGCGUUUCUCCCACGAACAACGAGUACGAGUGCCGGCGUAAAGCGGCCCUGGCCACCAUCCUGCCACCGGUGGUUUCGGCCAAGCUCAACACGAAGGGUUCCUUCCGCUUUCAGUACGGCCGGGUCGAGAUCCGGGCCAAGCUGCCCAAAGGAGAUUGGAUUUUUCCACAAAUCCUGCUUCAACCUGCCGAAAACUACUACGGCUACGCCGACCUGGCCUCCGGAAUGCUGCUGGUGGCGCACAUCCUAUCGAACGAGGAACUCGUCACCGGCGACGGGGUCCAAAUCGAUGGCCAUCGGCUGCGCGGUGGACCCAUCUUGACGAACCGCGCCAAACUUCGGAUGGCCUCGCUCAGGGCAAACGUUCUGGAGGAGCCCUUUAGCGACGGCUUCCACGUGUACGGGCUGGUCUGGAAGCCGGACAGUAUUGCGCUGACGGUGGACGGGUUCCAGUACGCGACCAUUAGGGGGAAGUUCAAGGAGUACGGCACGAGCAACAACUUGACGCAAGCGAACCUGUGGAAUGGGGCGAACGUGAUGUCACCGUUUGAUCGGGAGUUUUACAUUUCACUCGGAGUUGGCGUGGGUGGAGUUACGGACUUCCCGGACGGUUCCCGAACGGGCUCGCUGAAGCAACCCAAGCCGUGGAACAAUACCAGCCCCAAGGCGGAGUACAACUUUUACCAGAGCCGAAACGUUUGGUACAGGACAUGGACCGAGCCGGAGCUGAAGGUGGAUUACGUGCGGGUUUAUGCACUGUAAAAUAGUUGUUCUUUUGGCAACAGAAUAAAAAAAUACUCAAACUCUAAA
Molecule: messenger RNA, 1691 nt
Organism: Culex pipiens pallens (northern house mosquito)
Lineage: Eukaryota; Metazoa; Arthropoda; Insecta; Diptera; Culicidae
Product: beta-1,3-glucan-binding protein-like
Exons: 6
Coding region: 102-1643 (513 amino acids)
Biological process (GO): carbohydrate metabolic process
Molecular function (GO): hydrolase activity, hydrolyzing O-glycosyl compounds; carbohydrate binding
Source: RefSeq, a predicted model, not a curated record